AUGGAGUCGGAGCAGGCGCUGAAGAUCUCGUCGCUGGCCGCCAGGCUCGAGCUGCAGAGGCACAAUGCUGAGGCUUUAGCACAUGAUGCGACGAGUCAGCUGUCUAUGCAGCUCCAUGACUCACUGGCUGAGGUAAUUAGAGUAGUUAAGGUCAUUCUUCAACGCGUGGAAGGUGUCACCAGUUCUCUAGGUAACAGAGCCCUAUUGCUAGAGCCCUAUUGGCGGAUGGUGUCGGAGCAGGCGCUGAAGAUAUCCUCCCUCGCAGCCAGGCUUGAACUACAGCGGCACAAUGCUGAGGCUUUGGCUCAUGAUGCGACGAGUCAGCUGUCUGUGCAGCUUCAUGACUCAUUGGCUGAGGUACAAAGACUGAAGGAGGAGCUAGACACCAAAGAUAAACAGCUGGCGCGACUGAGACAGAGCGCGGGUGAUCGUGACGCGAGCGAGAAAGACGACAGUACACAUGGCGACUCUUGCAACACAAAGGACAAGAUCACGAUCUUGGAACGCGAGCUGUCAUCAGCUCAAUCCCGGCUAGCGCAGCUGACCUCGGUGGUGCAGGCGCUGGAGACCGAUAGAGAGGUCUUGACUCGCCGGUUGAAGGAUGCGCAUAGGGUCAUUGCGGAGAAGAAGGCGCAGGUUGAUGAGCUUAUGGCUUUAAAACUAGAUGAUGACGACAUGCAGAAAUCUGAACAAAAGAGUGAGGUAAUUGAAGGAAAAACCUCAGCCAGGACUCUCAGUGACAUCGUGUCUAUAUCAGACUUCGACGAACAAGACUUGCAGAUGAGGCGAGCAGAACUUAGGCAGAACACCAGUCUGAACGCUCCCUACGUCACAGAAACUAGAGACAAAAUGGCGAAUAGAACACUCCCGCCUGAUGUCCAGCGAGCGAAUAUGAGCUCUCUAAAUAUAGACUUUACGGACCAUUUUGAAUUGGGACACUUCACUCCACGAGCUGAUUCGUUGCCGCUACAAUUCACUUCCACACAGACCAAAGAUAGUAUCAAGAAUUUUAAGAGGAAUAUUAAUGAAACUACAAUCUUCGGGACGGCUGAUAGAUUUGGCGACAGUGUGAAACAUUCAACUGCCGUCAAUAUACCUGAUAACUGCUCUAUGUAUCCAAAUAGAGACGUGAACGACAGCAAAGGACAUAGUGUAGAUCCUAAGAAGAUAGAUUUCUCGCUGGAACCCUCACAAGAUAAUAAAACCAACGAUGACAAUGAAUUCACAUCGCUGCGAGAGCUGGGAAUCGUUUUGGAUAUAAAACAAGAGAAUUUCCCCGACAUACUGUCUCAACUAAAACAUGAAAUCAAAAAGUCUAAAUCUGAACUAGAUGUUUGUAAGACCGAGCUAAAGUACGCUGAAGAACAGCUGUGUGAGUUCCCAGCAUUGAAGGAAGAAGUAGAGGAACUCAAAGGUCUUCUAGAAAAUACUAUGGCGACCAUGGAAACUGAUAAGAAGUUCUAUGAAAACCAGUUAGAUCAGUUCUCCACAAACAAGAAAAAUAUGGAACAACGUUUAGCGGAGCUGUCACAAGAGGUCAACGACAAAUCUAAGGACCUUCAUUUGCUCAAAGAAGAUAUCCUCAGACGGGAAAAUAUGAUCCUCGAAUUAGCAAAAGAAAAACGUAAUCUGACUAAUAAAAUGACAGAGCUCGAAGUAAAGAUAGAUGAACUCCAGAGCAGAAAUACUGCGCUAGAGAAGUUUGAAUUUGAAAACCAUCAAUUAAGAGACAAAGUGGCUGAACUACAAAAGUUACAGCAACUAGUGUCAGAAAAGAACCAGCAAAUAGAUAGCCUCAACCAACAUCUAGAUAGACUAGACGACCUACAGAGAAACCUAAACGACAAGACUGAAGAAUUUGAGUCCCUAAAAGAAGCAUUUGAAGAAAAAUCCAACGAGCUGUUCCAAAUGCAGGACACAGUAGAAGCACUAAACAGAGAUCUCGCAAAUGUGCACGAAGACAACAACAAACUCAACCUUAGCAACAAGGAAUUAAAGCUCAAACUCACAAAACUAGAGAAAGAGCAAGAGAACCAAUCAUUAAAACUACAAAGCCACGAAACUGAACUAGAGAGAGUAAAUUCUCUAAACACGGAACUGACUUCAAAAAUAGAAGAACUGAAAGAUCUUACAGACAAACUGAAAGACAAAGAGACAGAAAUAGAGAUUCUGAAUGAAGACAUCAAUUCUUAUCACGAGGAAAUAGCCUCCUUGAAGGAACAGUUGAAGAUGGUGUCCAGGAGUCCGUCACCAAAGAGUAAGAACGAGGAUGAGCGAAGUAGAGACAGACAAGCCAGCAAUGAUAAGAAACAGCUAGUGAAGAUACGCAAGCAGAUAUCACUUCUGCAACAUGAGUUAGACUUCAAUAAGAAAGAGCUGAAUGAUAAGGCCUUCGAGCUAGCGAAAGCUCGUCUGGACGUGACAGAACUAAAGUCCACCCUAAGCCAGGAGUCCAAACUGCUCGCUGAAAGGGACCAGGAGAACAGAAGACUGGAGGAGGCAGAGCGGACAUUGCGUCAGGAAGUGGAGGCUUUGACCAGAGAGAAGCAGGGGCUGGGAGAACAACUGGAGCUGGUUAUGUGCAGAAUUCGUGAAGAAUCCAACAUCGACGAAUUGAGGCAGAAACUCCAAGAGAAGACAGAACAGUGUGAGGUGCUGGAGAGAGAACUCAUCGACAUGAGGGACAAACUAGAACGAAUGCGUUCCCCACCGCACGAAGACUCCUGCGCACUAGUAGUGAGCGGCACCCGCUCCCCGACGGCGGAGCUGGAGCGAGCCUUGCGCGACCAGCUCGACUACUCACGGCGACUAGACGUGGACAUCAUGGAGCAGGUUCUCUCUGCCAGCAGUGACAAUGAAGAAAUACCCCGCCUCAUGUUACAUUCAUCCAAAUCAUCAAGUUCCAUAGAGUCGUCAUCAUCAGAGCGGGCACACCGUCUGCGCUCCGAUAAUGACAAACUGCAGCUGCAAGUGACUCACCUCGAGAUGCAAGUGACUCACCUGGAGACUCGCCUGAGGGAUAAGGACGCGCUCAUUACUGAGCUAAAUAGAAUCCGCGACAAGCUAGUCUCAGACUGGCAGGCGGCCAAGCUUCGCUAUGAAGCCGAGCGGGACAACUCCGGCCGGCUGCAGCUGCUGCUCGACUCGCAGAAGGAGACCUGCGAUAGCUUGCAGAAACAAGACUCGUCCAUGAUCAACAUCCUCAAGAAGCGCCUGGAGAGCUCGAUGGCGACAGAACUAGAGCUGCAACAACAGGUGCAACACUACCGCGCGCGCCUCGCAACAUACGAGGCGCAGUCCCCGCCCGCCAGCCCCGCCGCGCAACAUGCGGACACCAUCGAGCGUCUCCGCGGCGAGACCUCCGUCCUUAAGUCCCGGCUGGACGUGGAACGCAGCCGCCGCGGGGAACUACAGGUUGCCCUCGAGGUACUCUCCGCGCAGGCGCAGAGGGAAAACAAUGGGAAGAGCGAGCAGAUCAAUGAGCUGAGGCAGGAACUUGCUGAGAUUAGACGUUUAAAACACGAGGCAGGUCUCGAGCUGGUCCGUGCCCAGGAGCUGCUGCACAUCCAGGCCGGGACCAUACGGGAGCUGGAGCGGAAGCUCAGCGCUGUGGGGAAGCAGAGACCCAUCGAUGAUGCACUGACAGAGAUAGAAGAGCACAAGUCGUCUCUAACCCGCGAGAUCUCCUCGCUCAAGAAGUGUCUGCUGGAGUCGGCGGCCACAGAGCGAUCGGACACCGUCGCACAGCUGAGGGCUGAGAAGCAGGCGCUACAGGAGACAGUGUCGCGGCUGCAGAACCAAGCCCAGCUGGACGCGCGGCCCGCAGAGGACAAGGAGCAGGCUAUCCGCUACCUCCACGGCCGCUGCCUGCGUCUCGAGAGCUGCCGCAAGGCCCUCGUGUGGCAGAAGCGAUACUUGCAGCGCGUGGUGGCGGGGUAUACGCAGCUUGAGGCGCGCCUGCAGCUGCCUACCCGCGCGGGGACCGGCCAGGGGAGGCACCGGUUCAGAUGCAUAGCCACGGUGGUGAUCAUCGUCCUGCGCAUGGGGUUCUUAGUUCGACGGCGGCUCGCGGCGCGCGCGCUCAGCGCCAACUGUCUGCUGAGAGCGCCUACUGGUAGGAGGGAUGUGACGCAGACUCCCUGCAGUGAAUACGGCCCCACCCCGCCCGCGCGCCCCGCGCCGCUCCGCCGCGCCCUUCAUAAUGACUUGAGGAGGCACCAGCUGUUGUCACCACUUGGUGACCUACCCCGGUUCAACCCAAACUCUCCCCGAGAUGACCCGUUCAUACUGAACACUCCUCGAAGCGAAGCGCCAUCAUAUUUAAACAAGGUAGACCUGGUGAGUAGAUGUCUCAACCAAGCCAUGGACACUUCGAGAGACGUGUCCUGAACACAGCACACCCUGUAGCUGACCAGACCCCCGUGACGUCACCCGCGCGUCGCCGCCGGCCAAUCACAGCGCCGCACGACACCCCACCGACAGAGUUGGGCAUAGAUAUAGGGUGUAUUUUUGCAUUUCAAAUUCAAAACGUUUUCCAAUGCAUUUCGUCACAAUCGGCCACAUAAUAGAAUUGCUAAGUAUUAGAUUAGUGCCAAAUUCAAGCUGUAGUUUUUAAUGUGUUACUUAAUUUAUUAUUUUUGAAUAGUUUAGGUACUAGUUUAGUGUGAAAUUUUAAGUCGGUAAUCCUUUUUUGUAAGUUUAUCAUUUUGAUUUUGUUGUCACUCCGCCUAAAAUAUUAUUGUUUAAGUUGUGAACGAGUGAGUGAUUUAUGUAAAUGUUAUUUUAUAACGAUGAUGCCAUAAUAUUACACGUGUAACCAAUCGUCCAAACUUGCCUUACGAAGUAUAAAUUAAAUUGGAAUGUGUAAGUAUAGGUGAGGACAUAGUGUGAAGUUGUUCAAAUUUAUAUCUUUUAUGACGUUAUAUUUGUAAAUGGAUAUGAAUCGCACGAAAGUACAAGUUAGUUAUUGUAAGUUAGGAUUAGUACGAGACGCCAUGACAUGACGACUGUUGACUAGUCGCGCGAUCGAAUCUCGAACCUUCCAUAUUUUGGCAUGAAUUAAAUCUUGGACGUGCAGCGAUAUGGAACUCCUAUAUAAAGUUAAAAGUUUUUUGCAAUGAAAUGCUGCACGAACAGAUUUGUAGGGAUUAACUGCUGUUAUUAUUAUGAUUAGAAAUGGAUUAGAAUUGUAUAACUGGAGGGGAUUUUCUAGAAUAUUAGUGUGUUCAUGUACUUAGAAUGUUUUAUGUAAUGGUAAAGGAUAUAUGGUUUGAUUUGAGCGUGUAUUGUAAUUGUAAUAAUAACAAUAGAUUUCCGAAACGACGGACAAUACUGAGCGAGGCCAAAAGCAACGAAAGUAUUACGAUAGCUGUGUUAAAACGAUUCCACAUUGUUCUAUAAAUCAGGCAUAUUUUUACCCCAAUUCCUAUCGACAUUGCAUUAUGGACUUUAUUGUAAUAACGUAAAAAAUACUUUCCUAUAAAACCUGACUACACUCAUUGUGACCAAAGAUAUGUUUUAGUUUUUAGUAAAUGCUAGAUUUAAUGUUAAAACAAAACACAACUAGAGUUAAAAUUGCAAUUUAAUUGUCAAAGUUCUCACAAAAUUCAAUUUCUCACUAACAAAACCUACUCUUUCUCUAGUCACAGUUAUAUUUAAUUCACAAAUAGUGGUGCCAUAGACAAUCUCUCUAUAUUUGAAUAGACUAGAAGAAUAGGAAAGCGUAUAAGUAGGUAAAUUAAAAAAAAAAAAACAGCCCGAAAAGUUGAUAUCGAAUAAAUUAUUAUAAUAUUUUCUAA
This is a messenger RNA of Plutella xylostella (diamondback moth), 5798 nucleotides long. RefSeq lists its product as uncharacterized. Gene Ontology annotation, cellular component: condensed chromosome; chromatin; condensin complex. Gene Ontology annotation, biological process: mitotic chromosome condensation. The record is from RefSeq and is a predicted model, not a curated record. NCBI's taxonomy places the organism in Eukaryota, Metazoa, Arthropoda, Insecta, Lepidoptera, Plutellidae. Gene Ontology annotation, molecular function: chromatin binding.